Molecule: messenger RNA, 1787 nt
Organism: Labrus mixtus (cuckoo wrasse)
Lineage: Eukaryota; Metazoa; Chordata; Actinopteri; Labriformes; Labridae
Gene: tnnc1a
Product: troponin C type 1a (slow)
Exons: 6
Coding region: 688-1173 (161 amino acids)
Cellular component (GO): myosin II complex
Molecular function (GO): calcium ion binding
Source: RefSeq, a predicted model, not a curated record
AUACCUGUCUGUGUAUCUCUGAUCCCUCCUCUACCGACCCAUCCCCCUUUAUCCCCCUCCUACAUGGUCUAUUGAUGGUCGUCUGCAACCACAUCCUGAUCCUCACCCUGUUACCACCUCUACCACCCCGAGUCUGUCACACAAGCACACAUGUUCACGCACACACCCACACACACACACACACACACACACACACACACACACACACACACACACACACACACACACACACACACACACACACACACACACACACACACACACACACACACACACACACACACACACACACACAAACGCCCCUGAGCCCCUUUGUGUCUCUGGACCAGGUCUAGAGGAAUGUUGAGUGUCUCUGUUGCCUCCUCCCUGGAGAUUAGGCAUCACCAUGCGUGCCCCCCCCCCCCCUCUCCUCCUCAUUCCAAUCCAAAGUAUGCCCCUAAGAGCUGCUGCAUUUUUAUCUGAGCCGGGUGAUUGUGACAGAUUGGCCAAAUGACACACAUACACAGACACACAUUUGUGGGCACAAACAGAGGGGAGGCCGGUCCACCCGGGGAGGGACCAGACAGCUCUGGGCUAGGGGCUAUAAAACCCUUCCAGGAUAAGGCCGGUGUCCUGCCCUGAGCUGCACUGAAACUCCUUCCUCUGUGCCAGUACGCCGUCAGGACCGGCAGCAGACAAGCCUCCAACAUGAACGACAUCUACAAAGCAGCGGUUGAGCAGCUGACAGAUGAACAGAAAAAUGAGUUCAAGGCCGCCUUCGACAUCUUCGUACAAGACGCAGAGGACGGCUGCAUCAGCACCAAGGAGCUGGGGAAGGUGAUGAGGAUGCUGGGCCAGAACCCCACACCCGAGGAGCUGCAAGAGAUGAUUGAUGAGGUGGACGAGGACGGAAGCGGCACGGUGGACUUUGACGAGUUCCUUGUCAUGAUGGUGAGGUGCAUGAAGGACGACAGCAAAGGAAAGUCUGAGGAGGAACUGGCGGAGCUGUUUCGCAUGUUUGACAAGAAUGCAGAUGGUUACAUCGACCUGGAGGAGCUGAAAACAAUGCUGGAGUCUACAGGAGAGGCGAUAACUGAGGACGACAUCGAGGAGCUGAUGAAGGACGGAGACAAGAACAAUGACGGCAAAAUUGACUAUGAUGAGUUCUUGGAGUUCAUGAAAGGAGUGGAGUAAUCCUGAAUGAAAGAAGAUCCAGAGUUAUUUUUAUAUUUCUUUGUGGAAAACCAGAAGCAGACUUGAAUAAAAACAUUAGAGCGACUUUGCAAGAUUCAGUCAAAUACUGUAGCUGAAUAUUUCUGUAUUUUUCCACCAACUCUUGCAUUGUUGUAAAUACAGUUUGUAACUACUUUUAGUGCCCGAUGUAUAUUGAUUUUGUGUAAAUGUAUCCAAAAUACUUCAGAGGCCAUAUAGUAUAACAGUUUGCCUGCUGGUGUUAAGAAACUUUAUGUUUGUGUUCAGACUCAAUCUUAUCUCUGAGGAGCCAGAGACUCCAACAAGCCUCCUGAGAGGCUGACAUUGUUUGUGCAGAAAAUGUGUGUGUGUGUGUGUGUGUGUGUGUGUGCGCACACAAAGCACAACAAAAUCAUGAAUCUAAAAACUGUAAAGCUUUGAUAGGAUUAUACUUUUAAUGGAAUGCACUGCAACCAGACAGCAUACUGUACACGUUCUGCAUACAUGUGUGUGUUUAAAAUCCUCUCAGGACUCGGCUCCCCUCUUAUGUCCCUGGGGACAUUUUAUUCCUACAUGAAAAGUCUGCUUGGAAAGUAAUAAACAGGAGGCAUUUGUCA